Aphidius gifuensis is the source of this 1606-nucleotide messenger RNA. RefSeq names its product vesicle-associated membrane protein 2-like. The record is from RefSeq and is a predicted model, not a curated record. Gene Ontology annotation, biological process: vesicle fusion; vesicle-mediated transport. Gene Ontology annotation, molecular function: syntaxin binding; SNAP receptor activity. Gene Ontology annotation, cellular component: SNARE complex; plasma membrane. NCBI's taxonomy places the organism in Eukaryota, Metazoa, Arthropoda, Insecta, Hymenoptera, Braconidae. Bases 217 to 738 code for a protein of 173 amino acids. The transcript is spliced from 6 exons.
GUUAUUGACUGAUUAUUUUGCGCAAACUCUGUGAACUGCGCAAACUAGACCAUCACACACGUCGAUUGGGUGGGUGUAAUAAUUAUUUUUUCACAGUCGAUUCAUCGAGCUUCAGCAAUCCCUCUGAAAAUAUCCACGAAAUAAGGGUGGAAGGAUCAGGCAUCCUGAGCCAAAAAAAAACCCCAUUAUCACUAAAAAUUAAUUCAUCAUAACGACAUGGCCUCUGAAGGUGGUUUAGCACCAGAUGCCGGUGGUGCUGGUGAUGGUAUUGUUGGGGGUCCUAGGACACCUCAACAAAUUGCUUCACAAAAAAGAUUGCAACAGACGCAGGCGCAAGUUGAUGAGGUUGUCGACAUUAUGAAAACUAAUGUCGAAAAAGUACUUGAACGUGAUCAAAAAUUAUCGGAACUUGAUGAUCGAGCUGAUGCACUUCAGCAAGGAGCAUCACAAUUUGAACAACAAGCAGGAAAAUUAAAAAGGAAAUUUUGGCUGCAAAAUUUAAAGAUGAUGAUUAUUAUGGGUGUCAUUGCGCUUAUCAUACUAGCCAUCAUUGUUGGUAAAUUUAUGCCAGAUAAUCCACCUCCUCAAGGACCAUACAUGUAUGGUCCACCACAAGGAAUGAUGAUACCCCAACAACCAGCACCAGCAGCAGCAGCACCAGCUGGUAGCGCUCAACAAACAGCACCAGCAGCAUUUGUUGGCUCAAUUAAUCAAGGAAUUUUACGCAGUGUUAUGUAAAAUAAACAAACAAUAUGAAAAUUUAAUUUUCAACAAUAAAAAAAACACAAAAAAUAUCAUCAUCUUUUGCCUUGUUUAAUAAAUAAAAAAAAAAAUAAUAAUAGAUAAUGAUAAAUGCAACAAAAACCAAGGAAAAAGAACAACAAUAAACAAAAAAAAAAAUUAACAACAAGAUUUAUUUAUUACAAAUUAAUAAAAAUAAUUAAAAAUUAAAUUUUCGUUCAAUUUUAAAAACAAAAAUAUAAUAAUUAUAUUUAAAAAAAAAAUCAUAAUUAUUAUGAUUAUGUAAAUGAUGCAUAUGUAAAUUAGAUAAUUAUAUUGUGUGCUCAGUACCCGGUCAACAAUGCACUUGUUUAAUGCCCGUUAGAAAAUUAUAAAUUAAUUUUAAAAAAUUAUAAAAUAAAAAACAAUUAUUUAAAGAAAUAAAUAUGUAUGGUAAUAAUAAUAUAUAAGCAUUCUACUAAUCUGUGCUAAUUAAACAUACAAUAUCAUGAAAAUAAAAAAAAAAAAAACAAUUGAUAAUUCGUGUUGUAAAUAAAUAAUUUAAAUAUUAUCGUAAUGAUAAAAUUUAAAGUUUUUUGAAUGAUGAAAAGUAUUAAAUACGAAAGUUAUUUAUUAUCUGAAAAGUUAAUAUUAAAUGUGUUUUAUUAUCAUUAAUAAUUAUUCGUACAUUUUAACAUUGUAUUUAAUUAACAAAAAGUAAAAUUUUAAAUUUUCAAUUUUCCUUUUUUCAAAUACUUAACUAAAAAAAUAAUAUAUUAUUGUCUUGUUUUUAAUUGAAUAUUUAAUUAUUUUAUUUUAAUUGUUUAAUUUUCAAUUUAUGUAAAAUGUAAAGUAAUUAAAGCUUCAUACUUAACUAAAAAAAUAA